AUGCAGGAGAUACCAUUCUUCCUCAGAGUUGGACACCUUCUCACUUACUCAGCGUCAGAUUCCAACACAACUGACUUCAUCAAUCCCUCCAUCUUCAUCCUGCUGGGAAUUCCUGGCCUAGAGAGAGCCCAUGUCUGGAUCUCCAUCCCUUUCUGCAUUAUGUACGCCAUAGCUGUCUUGGGAAACUUCAUCAUCCUGUUCAUUGUGAAGAUGGAACCAAACCUCCAUGGGCCCAUGUACUAUUUCCUCUGUUUGCUGGCCAUCAGCAACCUGGUCCUGUCCACAUCAAUUCUACCCAAAAUGCUGGCAAUCUUUUGGUUCAAUUCCAGGGAGAUCGAUUUCAGUGCCUGCCUCACUCAGAUGUACUUCAUUUGCUGCUUCUUAGUGAUGGAGUCUGGGCUCCUCGUGGCCAUGGCUUUUGAUCACUACGUAGCCAUCUGUGAUCCUCUGAGACAUUCUACCACCAUGACCAACCCCAUGGUGGCCAAGAUUUGUCUGGCCGUGGUGCUGCGCGGUGACAUUAUACUUCCUCAUCCUUUCCUGGCGAGGCGUUGGCCAUAUUGCAGAACCAACAUCAUCUCCCACUUGUACUGUGAGCAUAUGGCUGUUGUGAAACUGGCCUGUGCCAACAUCCGUGUCAGUAGUUGCUACAGCCUCUCUGUGGCAUUCUUGAUGACUGGUCUGGAUUUGUUUUUUAUCACUGUGUCCUACACCCAGAUCCUCAGGGACAUCUUCAGUCUCCCCACAAAGGAUGCCCGAGUCAAGACUUUUGUGACCUGUGGCUCCCACAUCUUUGUCACCUUAGCCUCUUACAUCCCAGCUUUCUUCUCCUUCCUCACGCAAUGGUUUGGCCACAAUGUUGCCCUGCAUUUCCACAUUCUCAUUGCCAACGUGUACCUUGUGGUUCCCCCCAUGGUACACCCCAUCAUCUACGGGGUGAGGACCAAAGAAAUCUGGGACAGGCUGCUCCAGCUAUUGACUCACAAAGGGACCUAA
Messenger RNA from Gopherus evgoodei (Goodes thornscrub tortoise), 996 nucleotides. Its product is annotated as olfactory receptor 52D1-like. Gene Ontology annotation, biological process: G protein-coupled receptor signaling pathway. The record is from RefSeq and is a predicted model, not a curated record. Gene Ontology annotation, cellular component: membrane. Gene Ontology annotation, molecular function: G protein-coupled receptor activity; olfactory receptor activity. NCBI's taxonomy places the organism in Eukaryota, Metazoa, Chordata, Testudines, Testudinidae.